AACAUGGACAUUAAAACGUUGUUCCAUAAUCUUCGAGAAGAAGUGUCUUGUCCAGUGUGCACUAACAUAUACACGGAUCCAAAACAACUCCCAUGUCUCCACAGCUUUUGUCUGCAUUGCUUGAAUCAAUGGCACAGAACAAGCCAUGGCCGAGACACAAUCAGAUGCCCGAAGUGCCAAGCUCUUAGCAGACUGCCUGAAAGUGGCGAUUUGAAAGAUCUUCCCACCAGUUUUUAUCUGAACGGCUUGAUUGAUGUGCUGACAAUUAGAGAAUGUAAAACCAGCCAAGUGAAAUGUGGAAAUUGCGACAAGAGCAGCUCGGAAAGUUCCUAUUGUUUCCAUUGCUGUGCAUUUUAUUGCCAAGACUGCGUAAUUGGGCACAACAUCAUGAAACCCUACAAAGAUCACCGUGUCCUGGCGCUUAAAGAAUUUCAAGACAAGGACUAUGAGGAUGUAAUGAAACGACCUGACUUUUGUUCUAAGGAAGAUCACAACAAAGAAGAGCUGAAGUACUUUUGCAAGACUUGCGAAAUGCCAGUUUGCCAUAUUUGUGUCAUAUUGGACCACGGAGGCCAUAAUAUGAAAUUAAUCAAGGAAGAGGCAGAAAUACAGAAGAGUGAGAUGAAGUCGUUGGUUGAAAAGCAGAGAUGCAUUUUGCAAGCAAAGAUGAAAACCGUCAAUCAACUUGAUGAAGAGUUCGCCAGACUAAUGCAACAAGGCGAAGACGUAAAUAGAGAUGUUCAAAGACUUGUUGACAAUCUCGUGGCCGUUAUUGAGGCGAAAAAGCAGAAUAUACUAUCAUCCUUGGAGAAAGAAACGAGCAGAUCGCUUGAUCUUGUAACGGAGAGAAAAACCGAAAUUCAACGACAAAUAAGGGCCAUAGAAUCUGCGCUGGAAAACGCUGAUAAGCUUUUUACUCUUAGAGGUAACGUUGAAAUCGUUCGACUAAGGAAAUCAUUAGCCGCCGUUUUUGAAGGAGUUCCUCAAAUCGAGCCAAUUGACCGUGACACCAAAAGCCUUCCGGCUGGUUUCGUUUUCGAGGAAAAUCUAAAACUGUCGGAGACUGUCAGAAGUCAUGAAAUUGGAACUUUAAAAAUCUUGCAACUCACCGAGGCAAGUCAUUUCAUUUGCGAAGGCAAAGGAAUUAAAGAAGGAAUUGUAAACCGUAAAGCACAAUUAAAUUUGACCCCAAGAAACAUUCGUGGAAAACAGCGUUACAAUGAACGUGACCAUGUUACGGUGGAAAUCAGAGAUGAACGAGCACGAGAAUGCGCGACGGAAGUAGGAAUAAAUGACUGUGAAGAUGGACUCCAAAAAGAUCAAAGAAGGUGUAAAGUGAGUGUAAAGUUUGACGGGGAACAUGUUCGUAGAAGUCCUUUUACCGCAGUCGUAAAACCAUUUCAAUUCAAACCUGUUUUAACUUUCGGUGAAAAAGGUUCGGCUUUAGAAAUGUUUAACCACCCUUCUGGGGUAGCAGUAAAUGCUAGGGAUGAGAUUGCCGUAGCUGAUUUAUCCAAUUACAGAAUUCAAAUCUUUAACUGUGAAGGAGGUUACUUAAGAUCUUUUGGUCGUCACGGUAGCAAAGCGGGAGAAUUUAAAAGCCCUAGAGGAAUAGCAUUUCAUAAUAAUGGGAAUAUUUUCGUCUCGAAUUUUUGGCAUCAAAUUCAGAUUUUCGAUGGAAGGGAUAAGUACAUAGAAACCUUUGGUGGGAUUGGUAGCCUUGAUAAACACCUGAAUGAUCCUUGGGGUCUAUCUGUAGACAGUGACAGUAAUGUGAUCGUUGCUGAUAAAGGAAACAGCUUAAUCAAAAUCUUUUCUCCCGAUGGAAAGUUCCUCAUGAAAAUAGGUAAGCGGGGCUCUUUGGAAUCUCCUAUGCACUGUAUUCAGUAUGAUAGAUAUCUCAUAGUGUCAGACAACGGUGAACAUUGUAUCAAAGUAUUUGACAGGAAUGGAAACCCUCAGUACAAGUUCGGAAAGAAAGGUAGUGGGGACGGGGAGUUUCACAGUCCUUCUGGUAUGGCAGUGAACAAAUCAGGACACCUGAUGGUCUGUGAUGAAUUUAAUCAUAGAGUACAAGUAUUUGAACUGAAUGGUAAGUUUAUUGGCAAGUUUGGAAGAGAGGGGAGCAAUUUAGGAGAGUUUAAAAAUCCUGUGUCCCUUGCAAUUUUGAGUAACGGCCGAAUUGCUGUUAGUAUUGUAUUCAGUUAUUUGAAACAUCAAUACCGGGUAAGGUGCAGUAAGGUCAAAAGUCAGACAUGCGCAAGUGGAAUGUUUUUUGCCAGCUGCGCGCUAAUUCCCCAUUAG
Messenger RNA from Pocillopora verrucosa, 2304 nucleotides. Lineage: Eukaryota; Metazoa; Cnidaria; Anthozoa; Scleractinia; Pocilloporidae. The record is from RefSeq and is a predicted model, not a curated record.